GCGCGCUGCCUGCCGGCGCCCUGCCCGCCGCGGUGGACAAGCGGGCGCGCGCGAUCGAGACCGACAGCACUGGACGGCGCCAGCUGGACUGCGCCGUCGCCGCGCGGGAGGCCGCUGGCGGCCCUUCGGCAUGGUCCUCGAAGAGGAAGGCUGAGGCUCGGAUCAGAGAUUCGGAUCCGACCUGCCAGCAACACGAUAUGAAUUGCCGACUAUUGGAGAUGGCAGGCGGCUGCGAUCAGCUCAACAUAUCGGAGAUAGCCGCCUUCGAGUUGAUGUGCCGCCAGUCUCAGCUAAUCGAAGAGAGGCAAUGGGCCAACGAUGGGAUCGCAGCCUUCAACCAGCUGAGCGCAGCCCUUGAAGAGCUGCUCACUUCGGCGCCUGGGUACUCGGCCGACUCCCAGCGCGUCAAGCCCUACAGCAAGGACCUAGCAUCCUGGUCUCACUUGCCGACGGCCCCCGUGAAUGUCACGGAGCUCGCCCGCCAGGCCGAACGCGAAUGUUUGCCGGGAUGGAGCGGGACUAUGCUCGGAGGUGAGACAUCUGCUUCAGCCCCGAGAGCGGCGGCGGCGCCGCUGCGGCCCUACGUCGACCCGGCGCUUGCCAACGACCCCAGGGCCUACGCAGGAUUCGUGGGUAAGUUGCUGCAGGGCGGCAUGAUCAGCUUCCGAGUUGCACAAGCCGCUGAUCCAUACAGGUUGGGGUUUUUCUUCGUUGAGAAAGCUGGCAAGGGCACGCCGAGGCCAGCGUUCGACACGCGGGUGGCGAACGAGGGUUUCGAGCCGCCGCCCAAGACCACGUUGCCUACGGCGGCUACGCGGGCUGCCCUGGAGUCAGAGCACGCCGCGGCGGCGGCGCAGGGCGACAUCCAGUGCGCUUUCUACCAUAUGCUAGCGCCGGCAGGUAUGGAGGAGUAUUACACGCUUCGACUAUUGGGCAUCAAGCAGAUCGAGGG
Prorocentrum cordatum is the source of this 952-nucleotide messenger RNA. The record is from the annotation of a GenBank genome assembly. Lineage: Eukaryota; Dinophyceae; Prorocentrales; Prorocentraceae.